Molecule: messenger RNA, 803 nt
Organism: Mesocricetus auratus (golden hamster)
Lineage: Eukaryota; Metazoa; Chordata; Mammalia; Rodentia; Cricetidae
Product: mast cell protease 1
Exons: 4
Coding region: 207-620 (137 amino acids)
Biological process (GO): proteolysis
Cellular component (GO): cytoplasm; intracellular membrane-bounded organelle
Molecular function (GO): serine-type endopeptidase activity
Source: RefSeq, a predicted model, not a curated record
CUGACCUCAAGCUGCACCCACGGGAAAAUGCUGGCCCUACUCUUCCUGUUGGCCCUUCUCUUGCCUCCUGAAGCCGGAGCUGAGAAAUUACUGUCACCCUUGGAGCUCAUGAUGUGAGCAAGGCAGAAUCCACACAGCAGAAGAUAAAAGUCAAAAAACAAAUCGCUCACCCAAACUACAGCUUCUACUCCAACCUGCAUGACAUCAUGCUUCUAAAGCUUCAAAGGAAAGCUAAGAAGACCCCUGCUGUGGACACAAUCCCCCUGCCUAGUCCGUCUGACUUUCUUAAACCUGGGAAAAUGUGCCGGGCAGCUGGCUGGGGAAGGACUGGAGUGACAGAGCCGACGUCAGAAAGGCUGAGGGAGGUCAAACUGAGAAUCAUGGACAAAGGGGCCUGUAAAUACUAUCACCACUACAGUUAUGACUUCCAGGUCUGCGUGGGCAGCCCCACGAAGGUCAGAUCAGCAUACAAGGGAGACUCCGGGGGACCUCUUCUGUGUGCUGGGGUGGCCCAUGGUAUUGUAUCUUAUGGACGUGGAGAUGCAAAGCCCCCUGCAGUCUUCACCCGAAUCUCCCCAUACGUGCCCUGGAUUAAUAUAGUCAUAAAGGCAAGCAGUUGAAGAGCCAGCCUGAGUUAGGGCCUCCAAGCCAGAGCUCUUCUGGUACCCCUGGGGGUUAAAAGACGGGUCCCCAGCCUGCCCCAGCCUGUCCCAGCCUGCCCCUGAGAGGAUCUCAAAGACACACCAUUCUCUGGUGCUCUAUUGUUCCCUGUAAUGCACCUCAAUAAAGAUGUGACCACCAGC